AUGGAAGACAUUGCUAUCGUCGGCAUAGCCUGCCGCUUCCCCGGCAAUGCGACAUCUCCGGAGAAGCUGUGGGAGAUGUUGGUUGCGAAGGAGUCGGCGUGGUCAGAAUUUCCCAAGGAUCGUCUCAACAUCGAUGGCUACUAUCAUCCAAGCGGUGAUCGUCAAGGCAGCAUUUCGUUCCGAGGAGCUCAUUUCAUCAAGGAUGAUGUUGCAGCCUUUGAUGCGUCGUUCUUCUCCAUCAUGGCAGAGGACGCCAAGGCUAUUGAUCCUCAGCAGCGAUUCCUGCUGGAGGUUUCCUACGAAGCACUUGAGAAUGCUGGUCUUCGCAUGGAAGACCUAAGAGGCAGCCCGACAGCUGUCUAUGUGGGUUCGUUUGUAAAAGAUUAUGAACAAAUCUGCCUCAGAGAUAUGGACUGGCAGCCCCAGUAUGCCGCCACAGGCACUGGAAAUGCCAUCAUGUCAAACCGCGUGUCUUACACGUACGACUUCAAGGGGCCUAGUAUGACGAUCGAUACUGGCUGUAGUGGAAGUCUUGUUGCAGUUCACCUCGCCGCCCAAGCUCUCCGAGCUGGCGACUGUUCAAUGGCCCUCGCUGCCGGUGCUGGUCUUAUCUUCACACCCAACACAAUGAUGCCCAUGACUGCACUCAACUUUCUCAGCCCAGACGGUAAAUGUUUCGCCUUCGACUCUCGUGCCAAUGGCUACGGUCGCGGGGAAGGUAUCGGCUUCGUUGUCUUGAAGAAGCUCUCGGAUGCCGUCCGAGACAAUGAUACCAUUCGAGCUGUCAUUCGUGGCACUCACGUAAACCAAGACGGCCUGACCACAGGCAUCACUCUUCCGAGCAAGGAGGCCCAGGUGGCCAACAUCCGAUCCCUCUACUCCAAGCACGACCUGGACAUGAAUCAGACGGCUUUUGUCGAGUGUCACGGGACUGGAACCCAGGCUGGUGACUUCCGAGAGUUGAAGGCCAUCUCUGAGACUCUGAGUGACGGAAGGUUGAUCGAGAACCCAGUGUUUGUAGGCUCUGUGAAGACCAACAUUGGUCAUCUUGAGGGAGCUGCCGGGGUUGCUGGCCUGAUUAAAGGUGUUCUCACUACCGAAAAGGGCCAGAUACCCCCAAACAUCAACUUCGAGCAAGGGAACCCCAACAUCGACUUUGAGAACUGGAAAGUGAAGGUUCCCACGGAUCUGGUUAAGUGGCCUAUCCAAGGUGGUCGAAGAAUUAGCGUCAACUGCUUUGGCUUUGGUGGAACCAACGCCCAUGCCGUCCUCGAUGAGCCAGCCGAGUAUUUUGCCUCGCGCGGCAUCUGCGCCAACCACAAUUCUGUGGUCGACAACAGCCAGUCAAACGAAGACAACAGAAACAAUGCGAAGAAGGGAGUCUUUUCAACUCCUCAGCUCUUUGUAUUCUCUUCGAACGAGCGCAAGGGCGUAUCUCGCUUAAUGGAAACGCACCUUGACCACGUUGAGAAGCUCGCAGAUGCUGAUCAGAGAGGCGCCGAUAACUAUGCAUACACCCUGGGAUGUCGCCGCUCGGUGAUGGAGUGGAAAGGAUUUGCUGUGGUCAGUUCUUUUGCCGAUCUCAUCGCGAAGUUGAUGGCCAGAGAUGAGUCUAGCUUUCUUCGAAGUAACCGUGAUUCGAAGCUCAAGCUCGGCUUCGUCUUUUGUGGUCAGGGUGCGCAAUGGGCUGAGAUGGGACGCGAGCUCAUGUGCUUUGAAGUUUUCCGAAAAAGCCUUGAUGCGGCGACCCAGUAUCUCAAGACGAUCGAUAACGAGUUCGACCUCACCGAAGAGGUCAUGCAGCCCCGGCCAAAGUCGCGCAUUCAAGAGCCUCAGAUUUCGCAGCCGGCAACAACAGCAAUUCAGGUGGCGCUGGUCGACUUGCUGCGGUCAUGCAACAUCACUCCCAGCAGCGUCGUUGGUCACUCAUCAGGAGAAAUUGCAGCUGCGUACGCGUGUGAUGCCAUCACUAGCGAAGCGGCUUGGGCAUUGGCAUACCGCCGUGGCCAGAGCGCUGCACUUCUCAAGACGUAUGCGCCGUUUCUUCAAGGAGCCAUGUGUGCCGUCAGGAUGACUUGCUACGAAGUCCAAGCUUACCUCAAGAGUCGACAGAAUCCUGGCGAUCUGGAGAUUGCUUGUAUCAACAGUCCAAACUCGAUUACAGUCUCUGGCGAGCUGGAGGAUAUUCUACACAUGCGAGAUGAACUCAAGUCGCGUCGGGUUCUUUGCAAGGUACUUGAUGUGGACAUCGCCUACCACUCGAGACAGAUGAACAUGGUUCAGGAGGACUAUCUGGAGCGCAUCAAGUCAAUCCGACCAAAGGACACCACUGGCAACAUCCCUUUCUUUUCGUCCGUACGGGGUAGAGUGUAUCCGCAUGCUCUCCUCGGGAAAUUCUACUGGGCUGAGAACCUAGUUUCGCCGGUGCAAUUCGUUUCCGCAGUCAAGGCUAUGAUGGAUUCUCAGAACAGACCGGAUUUCUUGAUCGAGUUGAGUCCUCACGCGACGCUAGCAUCGGCGCUCUCUGAGAUUAUGGCCGAACAUAACCCUAGCAGCCAGCCGAGAUAUCUGUCGCUCAUGCAGCGCGAAAAGGUUUCCGCAACCACAACGCUUCAGGCGAUUGGAGAGCUUUGGGCUCGCGGCUAUCCUGUUGAUAUGCUUCAGGUCAUAUCCAAGGGCUCUGAUAAUCCUACGUUCAAGACGCUUGUUGAUCUACCAUCAUAUCCCUGGAACCAUUCCAAGACCUUCUGGCACGAGUCACACACCUGUACAGAGCAUCGCUUCCGGAACUUUGGCCGCCAAGAUCUCAUCGGAUCGCCGUCCCCAGAUGCCACCACCUUUGAGCCGCGCUGGAGAGGUUUCUUACGCAUCUCUGAGAACCCUUGGAUCCAGGAUCAUCGAGUUCAAAAGACGAUCGUGUACCCCGCAGCAGGCAUGGUCACCAUGGCUCUCGAAGCCGUGAGCCAGCUUUCUCAUGGCAUGACGGACGUUUUGGGGUUCCAUUUGACCGAUCUGACAAUCGAGAGAGCCAUGAUCAUUCCUUCUACGGCUUACGGUCUCGAGUACUCGCUCAACUUGAAGCAGUGCUCUGCCAACUUGGAGGCUGAACCAGUGUGGGAGUUCUCUAUCUACUCAAAGCAAGAAAAUGGCCCUUGGAUUCGACAUGCGGACGGAUGCAUUAGGAUUCGACAAAAGGCUGGGGGUAUUCCGUCAUCCACUACCAGGAACGAGGCCAUGUUCAAAGAGGUCCAAAGUCAAUGCACCACGACUAUGCCUCCACGACAGCUAUAUGAGAUCCUGGAUAUCGUCGGCCUCAACUACGGGCCUUGUUUCCAAAACGUCGCGUCCAUAUCUACUCACCAGAACGCCUGUAUCAGCAAGAUUCGCAUCCCCGAUACGAAGUCAAAGAUGCCAGCAAAUUUUGAGUAUCCUCACGUUAUUCAUCCUGCCACGCUGGAUGCCAUGUUUCAGACUCUCUUCGCAAUCGAUAGCAAGCCGAUGGUUCCUUCGUCUAUCGAAAGCAUCUUUGUCUCUGCGAACAUACCCCAUGGCGCCGGCUCCGAGUUCACCGGAUUUGCAACGGCCGAGAGACACGGCCUUCGUGACGCCACUGGUUCUAUCGUAAUGGUGGUUGAUGUCAGUGAUUGGGAGACACCGUCCAUCGUUGUUGAAGGCUUGCACUUCACUGCAUUGUCGGCACCCUCAGUCGAGGACGGCGGCUUCAUUCCUAAUCAUCGCAAUCUCUGUUCCAAUAUCGUAUGGAAAGAGGACUAUACCACGACAAUGUACGCAGACUUCACUCACAUGCUAGAGCUGAUGGCACACAAGUACCCAUCUCUGUCUGUUCUUCAUUGUGGUGGAGAUGAGCAGAUGGCUCGACAUGUUCUGGAGACGCUCUUGGACGGUGACAGGCUACUUUUGUCCCGCUUCACUAUCACCGAUGCCGCUACGCUGUCUGUCACGCAGAAGAUCUUUGAGAAAUCACCGGCUGUCAAAGUUUUGGAGCACCGUGAUUGGGAAUCUGUCAAGGGACAUUCUGCUCGCUAUAACCUCAUCAUCGCGAGCAGGAACUCAAGCGUCGAUAUGAUCGAAGCAAGUCAACUCCUGCUGCACGAUGGGCUUUUGCUCAAUGAGGUCUCGCCGCCAAUGACCCCGACCACCACCGACUCAAUGUCCGGAUUUCAGCAGCUUUCAGACGAGCUUGCGUCGCUCCAGGUUUCUUUCGAGCCCAAUUCGGACGAAGUCAUUCGCUGCGACAUGCUGGACCAGCAUUUUGAGGUUCAUCUCUUUGCCGACGCAUUGAACCCUGUUUCGUCACCCGAAGUCGUCCUUGUCUUGCCCGACACAGCCGACGCAGCCAUCAAUGGCUUUGUCAUGUCUUUCAGCGACCUCUUGUCCGACAAAGGGUUCAAAGUGAGCGCCGGACUCUUGCACGAAGUCGACUCUGCUGGCAAGAUCUGCAUCGCGCUUCUCGAAGCGUGCGAGUCGUUUGUAUAUAGUUGGACGACAGAGCAAUUCAGUGGCUUCCACAAUCUUCAAAACACAGCCAAGAGCCUCUUGUGGAUUACCCGUGGAGCAAACAGACGCCCGACCAUUCCUCAGAACGCUUCUAUCAUUGCGCUCGCACGCACCAUUCUGUCCGAGGAUCCGCAAAAGACGAUUGUCACUCUCGACUUGGCCGAGGCCACUCAACUUACUUCGUCUACCCUGCCCAAGACUGUGUGGUCUGUCCUUGCUUCAAUAUUGACCGGAUCAGUCGAGGUGGAGUUUGCGGAAGAAGGAGGCGAUCUGUACAUUCCCAGACUGAUGCCCCAGGAGGAGCUCAACAGGAUGAUCGAAAACGAGUCUCACAUCGAGAUUUUCCAAAAGCCUAUCUUUGAUCAUUCAACAAGCAAGGGCAGUUACAAGAUGGCAAUUUAUCAGCCGGGGAUUUCGAAUGACAACUUCCACUUCGUCAAGACCUCGUAUCCUACAAAGCUUGGUCCUCAAGAAGUCGAGAUUCAGACUCUCAGUGCGGCCUUGCAUAUCUCCGAUCUUCACACCGCCAUGGGACGUACGGAAGAUGAUAUUCUGGGCAUCGACGUCAUGGGGAUCGUGAGCAAAGUCGGUCGCGAUGUAAGGGAUAUUCGCUGCGGAGAACAGGUCGUGGCCCUUGUCCCGGGCGCUUUCAAGACGGUUCACCGAGUCGACCAGGGCUUCGUCAAGCCCGCGCCGCCGCCGUUCGAAUGCUGCCAAUACACUCCAAGUGCUCUUAUUGCUGCCUUUUAUGCAAUUUUAGGCGUCGGUAAACUUUCAAAGAAGAAGACGUUGCUGGUCCACGCGGGGGCAAGUUCUUACGGUCAAGCUGCAAUUCGCAUUGCAACCCUGAUCGGUGCCGAGGUUUUUGCGACGGUCCUGGGAAGCGACUCUGAUGCUCAACGUGCAACUCUCGUCAAAGCUCACUCGAUUCCGAACGAUCAUAUCUUCGAUGCGAACGAAGAGUCUUUCGUCGCCGAUGUUCUCCGAUUCGGAAAGGUUAACAUUGUCUACAACCCCACCCAGGAGCACACUGCCGUCAAUUUCAAAUGUGUCAAGUCAUCUGGCUGCGUUUUCCAGCUCUCCGACAGAAUGCGCAAGCCUGUUAGAGGCCCCGUAGCUACUUCCACGAUGUUCAUGCGUUUCGACGUCGCCACCAUCAUGAAGGAUGACCCUGACCUCAUCAAGGAGUUCUUCACCAUGGUAGACCAAUUUGCCUUCGACUACUUGCGCAAGAGCUCGAGCCUUCAGUGCCAGCCGGUCCACCGCUUCCCCAUGUCCAACUUUGAAGGAGCCUUCAAGCAGAUCGACAAAACCCCUUACCACGGACUUGUCACCAUGACAGCCAACCGCGAUACCCUCGUUCCUGUGGCCACAGUGACGCAAAUCAAGCCUCUUGCCGAUGUCAUCGACCCGAAAGGCACCUACGUUCUCGCUGGCGGUCUUGGAGGCUUAGGAAGGAGCAUCGCGAAGCUACUUGCCGACAAUGGUGCGAAGAAGCUGGUGUUCUUGUCAAGAUCGAGUGGUAAUCAGGAUGCCCAGGAAUUCCUUCAUUGUCUCAGCAAGUCCGGCGUCCAAGCAACGGCAGUUGCGGUGGACAUUACAGAUCUUCAGGCACUCAAGGCACUCGCACCGACUCUUGGCAAGAUUGCUGGUGUUGUUCAGUGCGCUGCGGUCAUUCAGGAUGCUCUGUUCGAGAAGAUGAGCUUUGCCGACUGGCACACCGCCUUCGCUCCUAAGGCAGUCGGUGCCAUGAACCUCGCAGACGUCUUCGGCCGAAACCCCGAGCCCGGCGCCUCGACCCCGGCUACCGCCCCUUGGUUCCUCUUCCUCUCGAGUGCCUCAGGAAUAAUCGGCAACCGGGGCCAAGCGAACUACGCGGCGGCCAACGCCGUUCAAGACGCCCUCGCCCAGGCUCUCCCUCGCUCCGUCUCCCUGGCUCUCGGUCCCGUCCUCCAGGCCGGGAUGCUGGUGGAGGACGAGGAGACCCUGGGGAAGCUACGCGGUGCUGGGUUCUACGGAAUCCGGCACCAGGACUUCCUGACGAUGGUGGAACGGGCCAUCACGGGGGAGGUCACCCCCGGCGUUCAGACGAAUCCGCAAAUCGUCUCGGGCGUCGGCACCGGUGGCCUCAUUCGCCAAAACGACCCCGGCGACCCCUUUUGGUCGCGCACGGCGCUCUAUUCAUAUAUGAAUUUGGUCGACGUGCCGAUCUACUCCCCGGAGGAGGGUCGUGAUGAUGAUGGCGGUGUCUCCGGCGGUGGCGGCGAAGCUGACGUCAAGAAGAUGCUCGCCGUGUGCUCCGGGGCGCAGGCGGCCGCGGUCAUCAUCUGCACCGGUCUGGUGCAGUUGAUGGCCAAGGCCAUGUCUCUCCUCCCGGAGGAGAUUGAUCCGGAGCGGGCGCCCAGCGCGUACGGCGUCGACUCCCUUGUUGCUGUAGGUGUUCGGAACUAG
Molecule: messenger RNA, 6969 nt
Organism: Colletotrichum acutatum
Lineage: Eukaryota; Fungi; Ascomycota; Sordariomycetes; Glomerellales; Glomerellaceae
Product: beta-ketoacyl synthase domain-containing protein
Exons: 11
Coding region: 1-6969 (2322 amino acids)
Biological process (GO): fatty acid biosynthetic process; secondary metabolite biosynthetic process
Molecular function (GO): oxidoreductase activity; fatty acid synthase activity
Source: RefSeq, a predicted model, not a curated record